Spirodela intermedia is the source of this 1287-nucleotide messenger RNA. Lineage: Eukaryota; Viridiplantae; Streptophyta; Magnoliopsida; Alismatales; Araceae. The record is from the annotation of a GenBank genome assembly.
AUGGCGGCGGCGGCGGUCGUACGCCAGUCGCCGGCGCUAAGGUUGGCGGCGAUGAUGGGGUAUCUGGGCGCCGGCUGCGGUCAAUGGGGGUCCACUCUGCAGCGCCGCCGCCGUCACGACGGCGGGUCACCGAUGGAGGAGGAAGAAGAGCCUCUUCCGGCGGAGUGGCGCAGAGCGGCGUACCCGAGCCUGAUCAAGCUGGCAAGUCGGCUGAAGAAUCUCGAUCGGGUCGACUCGAGGGUGAUCACCAUCGACGACGGCAUGCCCGUCGCCGACGCCGGCGUGAUCUCGCAGAUGCAGACGUUCAAGUCCCUCGCCAGCGCGUUCAUCUGGUCGGCCCCCUCUUUUUCUUCUUCUUUCUCCGCCGCCGCCUUCUUCUCCGGCGGCCCGGAGAAGAAGAGGGGGCCCAUGGCGCUGACCUCCCUCACCGGCUUGUGCGAUUUCCUCAGCAUCUCCGCCCAGCAGAGGAAGUCCAUCCGCCUGACCAUCUCCCCGCAGGUCACCCAGCACCACAUAUGGCGAGGCGCGGUUGAGGAGCUUCUCAGGAAUCUGGGGGCGGAGUCCCGAGCAGCAGCCCUCGGGCGGCGCCGCUCGCCGGCGCUGAGGAUGGCGGAGCAGAUCGCCGCCAGCUGCCUUCGUUUCUUGGCGGACGCCGAGCAAGAGACCACCCCUCUGUGGAUGAAGCUAUCCCCCGAGAAGAGGAAGAAGGAGGGGGACGAGAGGGAGCCCCUGGAGAUGCGACAAUGGGGGGAGGUGCUGGAAAUGUUCGGGCACCUCUCUGCGUGCCUCGCCGAGGAGGAGAAGCUCUGGGCCGCCGCCGCUCUGGGGAAGGUGGAGGCCAUGAAAGAGGGGCUCUACCAGAUAAAGGACCUCCUCGUGGAGAGGGAGAUUGGGUACAGGGAAGCCCGCCGCCAGGACAGCCUGGUUCAGAAGAGGCUCUCCAAGGGGCUCGGCCACUCCUCCAGGUGCCUCUUCACCCUCCUCGUCUACUACCUCUACGGCGCCGUCUCCGACCUCGAAGUGGACCUGUGCGGACUCUUCGGCGACGGCGCCGGCCGCCGCCGCGUGAGCGCCGGGAAGGUCCUGACGGCCGGUGACGAGAGGAUGGUCGGCAGCGCGCUGAAGCAGCUGGACAGGGUCCUCGGGGUUCUCAAGCUCGUGUGGGAGACGGCUGGGGAGAAGAGGGCGGCGCUCGACCUGCGAGGCCACAUCUGGUGGGUGGGCGCCGAGCCCAGGUCUCUGAUGUACAGGGGGAACUGGUUCUUCAUACACGACCUCAAGCUCUGA